This is a messenger RNA of Alnus glutinosa, 2639 nucleotides long. RefSeq lists its product as uncharacterized. The coding region runs from base 321 to 2330 and encodes 669 amino acids. The record is from RefSeq and is a predicted model, not a curated record. The transcript is spliced from 4 exons. Lineage: Eukaryota; Viridiplantae; Streptophyta; Magnoliopsida; Fagales; Betulaceae.
CUCUGUUACUCUACUCUGUCUGGGAGCAUGUUCGAAGAAAGCAAAAAAGCACACUAAGCUUUGUCUCUCUGUUUUUCUCAACUUUUCUUCGUUUCCACUCAUUCCCCAAACUCCGCGGCAUCAUUUUAGGCGGCCAAGCAACAAAGAAGAACGAUCCUUCACGGCAUGUCCUGUUUUCACUGAUUUUGUUGAAAAGUGGCAUUUGGAGGGAUUUAUGAUGAUCUUUGCCACGUUAUCUCUUCACUGUCUAUGAAAUUUUUCCAGUUGGUGAACUGUGAAUUGAGAGGGACUGCAUUGAAUUUGCUUGGUGAUAAUUUUGGAUGGGGGAAAGAAAAUUGAAUUUUAAUGCACCUCUUAUGUCUGUGAGGCGAUUUUCUUCACCUUUAGCAUCUGAAGAUAGAUGGAAUAGGAAAAUAAUUGAGAAUUGUCCGCCCACCAGACAACUUGCACUUCCUUUUUAUAGAUCAGAAUUGGAUUUGGACCAAGUGACGGAACCUGUUGCGGUUCCUUUUCACUGGGAGCAGAUCCCAGGAAGAGCCAAGGAUGGUCAUGGACCUGAGCCCCAGCCUGCUGAUGAGGCCUCUACUACUCCAAGGCUUCCUCCUGGAAGGUUUUUGGAUAUUCUGAAACAACCUUUAGAAAAGGAAUGUAAAGAUACAAAUAGGUUUAGGUGUCAAAUUGAAGCAUAUCCUUCAAAUGACAAUGUGAUCCAAUUGGAGUGCUCCAAAGAGGGGAUAAAUGAGAAAGGGAGCUUGGAUUUGGAAGAUGGCAGUGAUGUUUACUCUGAUGCACUUGACACACUGUCUCCUACAGAUUCGAUCUCCAUGAACUAUAGUGCAAGUGGUCUGAGCGGGUCUGAUGGUCCUGAUGUGAAGCCCUCUGGAACCUUCUCUACAGAUCCACAAACUCGAGAUUUUAUGAUGAGCCGCUUCUUACCUGCAGCCAAGGCAAUGGCUUUAGAGCCACAUCGAUAUGCUUCAAGGAAGCAAGAUAUUCCACCUGAGCAACCUAGACAAGUUAAAAGAGUGGUUAGUGCGGAUAGGAGGCCCAUACUAAAUCAAAACAAGUCUGACAUUAUACCACUGUAUGGCCAAAAUAAAGACGAAGAAGAAAGUGAAGACGAAGAGGAUGACUAUGACAAUUCUGGCAAUAAUCCAGCUAAAGGUUGUGGGUUGUUCCCAUCAUUACGCUUUAAGAAUUCUUUGUGCCUCUUAAGUCCAGUGCCAGGGAUUAGAGUUAGGACGCAGGCUUCUGCGUCUUCCACCCGUGACACUGUUAGACCAAGCAAAACUGCUUAUAUUCGAUCUCACACUCAAACUGCCCAAAAGCAUGCUUGGGGUUCUGCUCAUGAUUCUAAACCGGACUACAGAGUUCGAUCAGCUGAACUGCAGAAGGUUGAUAAAAAGCAGACUGGUGAAUCCAGUCGGUUUACUCAUUCCGGAGAACUGCAAACAACAGGUAGGUUUUCUCCCUACAAGGGUGCUGGAGUAUCUCCCUACAGGAAUAAAGCAACCCAGUCUCCCUUUCCUGGAGCCAGGUUUCUUGGUGUUCCCAAAGAAGUUGAGAAUACCAAAGCCAAUAGGUUCAGUCUACAUGUGGAAGGCACCAACAAAAAUAAACAAGGGUCAGGAUCAAUGAGCCCUGCAGUUGAGAAGACAUUGUAUGUAGAUACUGUAAAUAUUGCAGAAACAUCAUUAUCAAAUUCAAGAUACUUGGAAACCAAGGGAUGGAUAGACUCUGCUGGUGAGGACUUAGAGACCUCAUUAGAGGGAAAAGGGUUGGAAGAAACUACUAAUGUUGAAUCUGUUUUCCAAGAUAUAAAAUGCCUAAAUAUUUCCUCGGAAGGGGACAUAUUAGAAUCCUUUGUGUCCGUUGAUGCCGAUUUAUCUUCUAUGUCCGAGAUAUCACGUCUAAAAGGCCAAGAUGUCAUGAUGGAUGGCUCUGGACAGGAUCAAGGACUUAAUAAAAGGUCCUUGGAAUGCCCAAAACUAAUUACUGAAGGAAAUCUAAAUAUCAACAGUGAUCAGGUCCAUAAAGCAGAUGAUCCAGGAAAUACUGAUUCUAGUUCUGUUAAUUCCCCUCUUCCCCUUGCUUUACCAAAGUCUCCUUCUGAGUCUUGGCUUUGGCGGACACUGCCUUCCAUUUCCUCGCGAAAUCUGUUUUCACAUUCAAAUCUUGGCACUCAUAUGCAUCUUAAAAAGCAUGCUCCUAAGACAUCCUCCACUAAUACCAAGUGGGAAACCAUUGUAAAAACUUCUCAUUUGCGGCGUGAUCAUGUUCGUUAUUCGGAGGAAUUAAUUACUCAUGUUUCUCAGCAACCCAAAACUUAGUAGCAGAGGUCCUUAAAAAGUCCGUAGGCUCAUUGGCUUGUUUGGGAAGUUAAGUUUUGAAAUAGUCAAAAGGUAGUUUAUAUCUUCCACCCCAUUAUUUCACCAUGAGGUUCUCCUACAACAUUGCUUCUCCUGGUAUGUUUGGUAGGAGGAGUUUGGUUUGCUCAAUUCUUGUAAUUCUUGUUUAAGUUUUCACAAGUUAUUUUUAUGUAUCCUUGUUUUUAUAGUACAGAGGCAAUAGUCAAACCAGAUCAUAUUUUUAAUUACUUGUAAUGCUCAUUAAUCUUUCCUACUGUCUUCAUUUUUCUG